Molecule: messenger RNA, 1145 nt
Organism: Perognathus longimembris pacificus (Pacific pocket mouse)
Lineage: Eukaryota; Metazoa; Chordata; Mammalia; Rodentia; Heteromyidae
Gene: Pex11g
Product: peroxisomal biogenesis factor 11 gamma
Exons: 5
Coding region: 19-744 (241 amino acids)
Biological process (GO): peroxisome fission
Cellular component (GO): peroxisomal membrane
Source: RefSeq, a predicted model, not a curated record
CGUCACGGCGGAGUUGCCAUGGCGGGGCUGAGCGGUCUGGCGUCUGUGCUGGAGUCGUAUAGGGGUCGAGACCGCCUGAUCCGGACGCUGGGGUACUGCUGUCAGCUGGUUGGCGGGGUCCUGGUUGAACAAUGUCCCUCCAGGUCAGAAAUGGGGACGCGCUUGCUGGCAGUGUCUGCCCAGCUCAGCCACUGCAGGACUGUCCUGCGACUCUUUGAUGACUUGGCCAUGUUCAUCUACACCAAGCAAUAUGGCCUGGGGACAGAGGAGGAGGAUGUUUUUGUCCGGUCACUGUCUGUCCUGAGUAACUUAGCUGACCAGCUGUAUUACCCAUGUGAACACAUGGCCUGGGCAGCCGAUGCCAAGGUCCUCCCUGUGGACUCUGCCUGGUGGUGGACGCUGAGCACAGCCCUCUGGGGCCUGUCCCUGCUCCUAGGGGUUGCCAGGUCACUGUGGAUGGUGCUCAGGCUGCGGCAGAAGCUGCGGAGUCCCAAGGCCAGUCUUAAGAGCCCACUGUCGCGGAGCAAGUGGAGGGUGGUGCGUGCCCGGAUUCGAUCUGAGGUCCUGACUCUCCUCAGCAACCUGGCUGACCUGGCCAAUGCCAUCCACUGGCUGCCACAGGGCGUGUUGUGGGCCGGCCGCUUCCCCCCAUGGCUCGUGGGCCUCUUGGGCACCAUUUCUUCCCUGCUCAGUGUCUACCAGGCAGCCUGCACCGACAGCCAGGCCGAGGCUGGCAGCCCCUGAUGUGGCCGAGGGGCAGGUGGCAUAGGUGGGUCCCCACCCAGGGCCCCAGGGCAGCGUCUUUUAUUGAGCAGCUGGGCACAACCUGUGGGUGGGUGGGACAAGGAGCUGCUGUGAGAUCCCCCCAAGGCACAGCCAGGCCUGUUGUGCUAGGAACUUCUUUCUAGGGACCACAGUGGGGAGGACCCCAGGAUUCCCCAGGGGAAGCAGAGCUUGAAGAGGCCUUUGGGUGGGUAGGGGGGCUCCACAGCCUCCCACCUGCUGGGCGGCCAAGAGACCUUGUGUCUUAAACAAUGAAGAGAAAGAGACUCAUCAGGCCCUAAGAGGAGUCUUGGGGAGCUGCAGUGACAAUUGGUUAUUUUGGAGAAAGCAGGAGAGAGCUGAUUAAACAUUCUGGUGCUGGC